Tripterygium wilfordii is the source of this 2296-nucleotide messenger RNA. Its product is annotated as 4-hydroxy-tetrahydrodipicolinate synthase, chloroplastic. Lineage: Eukaryota; Viridiplantae; Streptophyta; Magnoliopsida; Celastrales; Celastraceae. The record is from RefSeq and is a predicted model, not a curated record. Gene Ontology annotation, molecular function: 4-hydroxy-tetrahydrodipicolinate synthase activity. Bases 1020 to 1973 code for a protein of 317 amino acids. The transcript is spliced from 3 exons.
UUAUUGAUUAACAUUAUUUUAAACUGAAUAAUAUAUUUUUUUAUGUUAUUUGAAGUUGCAAUUGAUUACAUCAUUCUUUACUUUUGUUCUCUUUAUGUAUCUGCUGCUGAAUGUUGAGAAUAGGUUCGUGACAUAUACUUAUAUCCUGGGUUUCUUUGAUUUUAACUCAAUUACUUUAUCUUACAUCUGUUAUUUGUAUGUCCUGGAUGUAAUUAGUAGUUUGCGCAUAUUUUUUUUUAUUUUUGUGAAGCAUUUUGUUUUUGAUUAUUGCCUAAUUAUUCCAAUAGUUUUUGUUUGGGAUAGUUUGAGAAUGACUUUGUAAAGAAAGAAAUGAUUUUUAUGUUCUUGAUAAAUUUUUUUUCUAGCUUAGGUGAUAAUGGAAACUAAGUUAAUGUCUAAAUUGACGUUAUGAUGAAGUAUGCUUUACCUUACUUUGUUAGUGUUGUUCAAUAUAGGAGGUUUUUUCCCCAUCAAGGUAUAGGCAGGCUGAUGCAUCCCUCUGGACCUUUUUUACUUGAAAGGUAAAAUAUUCUUACACAAUUCCAGUGCUUUUUAAUUGCUAGCAACAAAGGUAAUGGGACUUGAUUUCGCAAGACAUCAGAGAGUUGAUUUCUUACAUUCAUGUAAAUUUUUGUAUUUUGUAUUUUCUCUGAAGAUGCAGAUCUUCUUUUUGAAUUUGAUUUAUUUAAGUGAAAUGGGUCAUGAUAUAUGUGUCUAGAUUGAUGAUCUCUGUAAAUGCGGUAUUCAUAUUAGUAUUUUUGCCUACUAUUGCAUUUUUCCUGAACAUUUUAUACCGAGGCUACAUUCUGAAGAAUUUUUUGGUUUCUUUAUUUACGUUUGAACUUUGAAGCAUUAAGUCUUACAUAUAUUUUCUUCUAAGAAAAUCGAUAUUAAGUUCUCAUGGAAUGAGGGAUUGUGUUGUGAAGUCCUGCACUUCAAUCUAAGUUGACUUCAAGUUUUGGACAAAUGUUAAAUGGAGAUCUCCUCAAGCAGCUGUUAUACCUAAUUUCCAUCUCCCAAUGCGUAGUUUCGAGGUAAAAAAUAGGACAUCAACAGAGGAUAUCAAGUCCAUCAGGCUGAUAACUGCCAUCAAAACCCCAUAUUUACCUGAUGGGAGGUUUGAUUUGGAAGCAUAUGAUGACCUGGUGAAUAAACAGAUUGAUCAUGGUGCUGAAGGUGUUAUUGUUGGUGGCACAACUGGUGAAGGCCAACUGAUGAGUUGGGAUGAACAUAUAAUGCUUAUUGGCCACACUGUUAAUUGUUUUGGGGGAUCAAUCAAGGUUAUUGGGAACACAGGAAGCAACUCCACAAGAGAAGCCAUUCAUGCCACCGAACAAGGUUUUGCUGUUGGAAUGCAUGCUGCCCUUCACGUCAAUCCAUACUAUGGCAAAACCUCUUUGGAAGGCUUGAUAUCUCACUUUAAUAGUGUGCUGCCGAUGGGCCCUACUAUCAUUUACAAUGUGCCGUCACGAACUGCCCAAGAUAUCCCUCCACGGGUGAUUCAUACUGUAGCACAAAGUCCCAACUUGGCAGGCAUUAAGGAAUGUGUUGGAAAUGAUAGGGUGGAAGAGUACACAAACAAGGGGUAUGCGGUGUGGAGUGGAAAUGAUGAUCAGUGCCAUGAUGCAAGAUGGGAUUAUGGAGCGACUGGUGUGAUUUCUGUCACUAGUAACAUAGUUCCAGGUUUAAUUCGAGAACUCAUGUUUGCAGGGAAGAACCCUUCCCUUAAUGCAAAGCUUCUGCCUCUUAUUGAAUGGCUUUUCCGGGAGCCAAAUCCCAUUGGGGUGAAUACCGCUCUCGCUCAACUUGGUGUUGUAAGGCCAGUUUUCAGAUUACCAUAUGUACCUCUUCCUUUGGCAAAGAGAGUGGAGUUUGUGAAUUUAGUGAAGCAAAUUGGGCGGGAGCAUUUUGUUGGAGAAAAAGAUGUCCAGGUCCUCGAUGAUGAUAAGUUCGUCUUGAUCGGUCGAUAUUGAUGAUGAUAAGUUCGUCUUGAUUGGUGGAUAUUAGUCAGACUUCAUGUUUAUGAACUAAAGUCUACUGUCCAGUUUUGAACUUGCCUUUGUUACUUCUGUUUCAAAAAAUGUUCGUUGAGUAAGUCUCUUCUGUUUUCAGUUAAGUGAGAAAUAAAGCUUGUUUAACCGCUUGCAGGCACUCCGUGAGUGUUGUGCCCAUGGAUGUUUUAAUAGGAAUCAUAGGAUUAUCUGUUCGUAGCAAUGUAUCUUGAUUGGAUUGGCCGGUUUGAAUAUUUAGAGAACUACUGGCUCUGAUUUUUCACUUCAAUUUUUGUUGUGAGACA